AAUUCUGCGCGUUUGUUUGUACAUGAAACUAGUGAAUUCUGAUCCAAGCUAUUAAUUUGUUUCGUUAAAACUGUUAAUCUGCCUCUAAUAAUACCUCUUUUUUUAAUUAAAAUGGAUAGAGGGUCAUCGCUUUUUGAAAUUGGACUUUUGGGAGAUUUUUCUGGAAUCAUCAAUUUCUCGGUGCUCAUUUUGAUGGGUGAUAGAAAAACACGGAGUACUUACGGUUUUCGUUCUAGGUAAGCUACGUGUAGUAAAUUCUGCACGGUAGGUAGCCACGACAAAAUGGCGACCCGUAGACGCAAUUAACACUGGAAUUUGCAGAUAGAACGCUAUUAGCACAGGUAAGCAAUGAGGAUGGGAAGGAAACUAGUGGCCGUCUUACCGAAAUACACCGUUUGCGAUGCUGAUCACUCUGUUCUCUGGCGGUUGCAAGCUGAUCCGUCUUCGUAUGGUGGAUGAAAUUAUUCGGCUCGAUGGACCAAUGUUGGCGAGGAAGAGGAGGCAAGCAGUGGUGUACAGACGAAAUGAAUGUUUUAUUUUUCCUUCCAAAGUAUAUUUGAAAUAACGGCCGCGCGGCCGUGACAAUAUACAGGUACACAGGUGUUGUUCGUAAGGUUGCUGCGAGAGAAGUGUCGGUGCGGUUGCAGUAGUGCUCGUUGACCGAUUUCUUUUUUUUUGGUAGUUUUUGUGCGCAUAGACAGUGAGUUAUGUACUCGCUGUUUAUGUUGAUGCCUAGUCCUUUCCAAUCAAGUACUUUGAAAACAUCUUCCAGCGCAGCGGUAAAUAGUUUCGGAGAAAUAACAUCUCCUUGCCUCACGCCCCGCUGCAGAAGGAUAGGUUCCGAAGCCCGGUCCUGUACUCGGACUGACAUAGUAGCGUUUUCAUACAAACACCUCAACACUUCGAUAUACCGAUAAUCAAUUUGGCACCGUUGGAGAGACUGUAAUACGGCCCAGGUUUCAAUCGAAUCAAAGGCUUUCUCGUAGUCCACAAAUGCUAAGCAAAGCGGCAGGUUAUAUUCCUCGGUCUUUUGUACAAUCUGCCGCAACGUAUGAAUGUGGUCUACGGUACUAUAGCCUUUUCGGAAACCGGCUUGUUCGGGUGGCUGGAAGUCAUCAAACAUCGUCGAACACAUAAUGCGCAAAAUGCUAGAAGAGUGGGGUGAUGGCGUCACAGUUGGGGGCGUAAAGAUUUCGAACUCGCGACACGCUGAUGAUACCGCGUUAGUUAUGUCAUUAAAAGAGGAAAUGGAAGAGCUGCUGCGACGUCUGGUCAUAGUUACCGAAGAAACAGAGCUAAAAAUCAACCAGCUCAAAACAAAGAUCAUGAUCGUGAAUAAAGCUGGAACCCUCACCGAGAAUAAUUUUCUUAGCCUAUACGACUUUGUCAAGACUAUCGUCUACCUUAGCUCGAUUAUUUUGAAUGGGGGUGGAUUGGAAACCGAAAUAAGGGGACGCGACGGAAUGAUCAAAUCCGCUGUGAUCAAGAAGACGAAACUGCAAAUAGUUGAGACACUUGUUUUCCUAAUCUUUUUGUAUGGUGCUGAGACCUGGACCUUAAAAGAGUCUACAGACGACGCAUAGACGCGUUUGAAAGGUGGUGCUGGCGGUGCAUGUUGCGCAUUCUUUAGACGACUUUCCGUACGGACGCUUCCAUCUUCAACGAGCUAAAAGUUGACCAGAGGCUAUCCGCCAUGUGCCUAUAUAGAGUACUCCAGUAUUUUCGUUAUGUAUCAAGAAAACUUUUUGACGAAAAACUCAUAGUGACGGGUAGAGUGGAUGGAAGAUAAUCUAGAGGCUGGAGCCAAAAAAGAUGGAGUGGUCCAGAUUCCGAGGACCUACCUGGGCACGAGACUGAGCGACGCAAUUCACUUUGCCACUGAUCGACAGCUACGAGUCACAAGAAAAGAUCUCAGACGGGCGCAUUACGAUGCUCAGCAAUGAGCGAUCGAUUGAAGGCUUUCAUUACAAAAAGUUGGGCCGGCUGAUGGCGACGGCUGGCUCGUUGAGCUGGCUUCUUCCAAACGUCGGGGGUCCCGAAAAAGUGGUGUGCUGCCUUUACAUGGGGGUGGUGCGGUCCAUCGCACUAUAUGGUACAGCGGUCUGGUGCCGCGCCAUGACGCGCGUAAAGGCCAUGCUGUAACGUCCGCAGCGCACGAUUCUGGUAGUUGGAGCGAUCUGUGGAUGCCGCACCGUCUCCUUCGAGGCAGCAUGCGUGCUCGCCGGGAGGCUCGCUGGGCCUGAGACCCGGGGGCGGAGGUGCUCGCCGGGGAUUACACGUGGAAUAACGAACUCUGCUCUAGGGGGAACGGUGCCCCGUCGACGGAGUGUUUCGAGUGCGGAGAUUCCAAUCUCGGCAGUCCGUGCUGUAGGCGUGGUCUCACCGUCUAGGUGGUUUGCUCGGUCCUCGCGGAUUGGAUGAGUUUCAACCCAGGACACUUCACCUUCCUACUGAUGCAGAUGCUUGGCAGUGACACGUCCUGAAAGGCGAUGCUCAACUUAUAUAAAUCCACCAUCUCGCAGAACGAGGUCACGGCGUUUCCGUAAGAGAAAAAGAACUCUUCCCUCUCCGCACUGAUCCGUCGCCGUCGAGCCAAGAGGCCGAAUGAGAACGUACGAACGCACGUCCCGGGCUCUGCAGGCGGCGAUGUCUCCCUCGGUGGAGUUCGCAGGGUGACCUGAGGGCAGAUCUAGGCCGCACGGCGCGGUCACGUCACAAUAGCGCGUCGCAACAGCAGGACAUAUAAUUGUUGAAUAGUGACCGACUGACGGUGUAUCGCGAUUCCAUUUCAGAGGUAUUCUGCAACACCAACGGCUCCGCCUGGGAUGACAGAGACCAGAGCAGCACGAAUGCUCUUCUCUUGCCGCCGGCUUAAGGCGACAUAUCAGUGCGGAGAGGAAAAGCUUUUCAUCUCUCGUUCCAUAGAAUUCUGCGAGAUUGUGAACUUGCAAAAAUUUAACAUCCCUUAUUGGGGUUAUUUGCUACUCAACAGCGUAACCAAGACGGUCGGCAACGACAAGUUUGAUCCCAUAAGGGCAUGGUGCUGCCCCAGCCACGCGGGGCAAUGCAUGAGUGUGUGCUCGACCAUCUUCUCGUCGCAGCUAUAGCGGUGGCACUCCAUUAUCGGUUCCUUCUCAGCGGAAUACUGAGGGGCCUGACCAAACAACGCGGGGCGCUCUACGCUUCAUGGGCUUGUUACAGCCCAUGGCUCCAUGCGCCGCUACCUGUAUAGUGGUGAAAGUGUUUCAACACUCGCGGCCUGGCACGACGGUCAGAAUCGUUGAAAGUUGAAAGUUGAAGGCGACGUGAGGGAUAGCGCCGUGUCCUCCUCACACAAAUCAAUACAAUAAAUUACGUAACAGAAAUGCGGUUGAGCAUCUGGCUCAUCUGUUGUUAAACGUAUUUGUAUGUUUCCACUUACCUUGAGACAUGAGGUCUAAGUCUCAACAAAUAUAAUAAUAGUAUAGCGCCUCUUCCAUCUCAGUCUUCGCGGCAGAGAAGGUCGGGAUAGCCUACCGAUCUACCUGCUCUGCCUCACAAGAUGCUAUUGCAAGUUAUAUUUUAAUACGCGGUGAUAUUCCUUCAUCGUGCGUAGUUCACUAGACAAUUAGCAUACGUCCGCGGGAUCUGACCACCGGCGACAUAUUUUGUGAAGUCGUCGACGUAAUAGAAUAAUAAACUUUAUGGUUAGUUGAACUUAGUUAUACUUAAUUCUACUAUUCUAAUUAGUUGUACUUAUUUUACAAUUUCCAACUUUGCGUUUUAUAUUCAGCUUCAGAGUUUUCCUGACCACCGACCGAGGUGCAGUUCGCCACUAUUUGAAUAUUGCACUAAUUACGAGUAUGUAGCAACUAAUCAUUUACAAAAAAAAUUUCAUUAUCAAGUUUCUUUAUAUACUCGUACACAGAGAGAGCCCGCAGUAUCAUGAGGCCAGGCAUUUGGUUUCACUUCGGUUUUAAAAAUCAAGCAGGACCAUGUAUAACAGGAAAAGUUAGUUGGGAUUUUCUGCCUGUGUAUCCUAUAUAUGUAUAUAUGUUGGAGUAUUUCCACUUUCGGGUAGCGACAUGGUAAGCGGGCGGUCUUCGUAAGGCAAUAAAACCAGAAAUGUUAACUCAGA
Messenger RNA from Bombyx mandarina (wild silkworm), 4117 nucleotides. RefSeq lists its product as uncharacterized. The record is from RefSeq and is a predicted model, not a curated record. NCBI's taxonomy places the organism in Eukaryota, Metazoa, Arthropoda, Insecta, Lepidoptera, Bombycidae.